Messenger RNA from Nicotiana tabacum (common tobacco), 411 nucleotides. RefSeq lists its product as uncharacterized. Lineage: Eukaryota; Viridiplantae; Streptophyta; Magnoliopsida; Solanales; Solanaceae. The record is from RefSeq and is a predicted model, not a curated record.
AUGAGUUCUGAACUACAGAGGAAACAUCAGGAUAUGGAUCCAACUGCAAUCAUUGAACAUCUUAUGAAGAUGUUUGCUACACAAAGCAUGACAGCUAGAUACCAACUAUCUAAGGCUUUAUUUGGAUCCAAAUUGAUAGUAAACUCUCUAGUUGGACCCUAUGUCAAUCAUAUGAUUGAUCUUAUUGAAGAACUUGAGAAGUUGGGGUGCAAACUGGGUAAAGAGCUUUCUGAAGAUUUGAUCUUGCAAUCACUAUCAGAAUCCUUUUCACAAUUUGUUAUUAAUUUCAAUAUGAAUAAAAUGGAUUGUGAUUUUCAUGAGAUGUUUAACAUGUUGAUUGAUUAUGAGAAUCAACUUGCAUCUGAGAAGAAGAAAGGAACUGUCAUGUUGGUUGGAAACUCUUCUAAGUAG